This is a messenger RNA of Drosophila montana, 1603 nucleotides long. RefSeq names its product notchless (gene Nle). Gene Ontology annotation, cellular component: nucleolus. Gene Ontology annotation, biological process: ribosomal large subunit assembly; Notch signaling pathway. Gene Ontology annotation, molecular function: protein binding. The transcript has 4 exons. The record is from RefSeq and is a predicted model, not a curated record. Bases 67 to 1533 code for a protein of 488 amino acids. NCBI's taxonomy places the organism in Eukaryota, Metazoa, Arthropoda, Insecta, Diptera, Drosophilidae.
UCGAGCAGCGCACGUGUUUUGACUUUGUUGUUUUUCUGGUUGUGCGUUUUUCUUUUCGAUCGCAAAAUGUUUGCCAAAAAACAGAAAGUGGAACAGCAGCCUGAACAGAUGCUGGCCACGCCACAAACACUGCAAGCACGCCUCAUAUCCGACACAGGCGAGGAGGCGGGACCGCCCAUAGACCUGCCAGCGGGCAUCACAACACAACAGCUGGGCCUCAUCUGCAAUGCGCUGCUCAAGAAUGAAGAGGCGACGCCUUAUCUGUUCUUCGUGGGCGAGGAUGAGAUCAAAAAAUCGUUGGAGGAGACGCUAGAUUUGAGCACCGUCGACACGGAGAAUGUCAUUGAUAUUGUCUAUCAGCCACAGGCCGUAUUCAAAGUGCGUCCCGUGACGCGUUGCACCAGCUCCAUGCCGGGUCAUGCUGAGGCGAUCGUAUCGCUGCACUUUAGCCCCAAUGGCGUCCAUUUGGCCAGCGGCAGUGGCGAUACCACUGUCCGCCUCUGGGAUCUCAACACAGAGACGCCGCACUACACCUGCAGCGGCCACAAGCAGUGGGUGCUGUGCGUCGCCUGGGCACCGGAUGGGCAGCGUCUGGCAAGCGCUUGUAAGGCGGGCAAUAUUAUCAUUUGGGACCCGGAGACGGGUCAGCAGAAGGGUCGCACAUUGACAGGUCACAAGAAGCACAUCAAUGGGCUCAGCUGGGAGCCUUAUCAUCAGAAUCCCGAAUGCCGCAAGCUGGCAUCGGCGAGCAGCGACGGCGACUGCCGUAUCUGGGAUGUCAAGCUGGGUCAGUGUCUGCUCAACAUUGCGGGGCACACGAAUGCCGUUACGGCUGUGCGCUGGGGUGGCGCUGGCCUGAUCUACACCUCGUCCAAGGAUCGCACGGUCAAGAUGUGGCGCGCCGACGACGGCAUACUCUGCCGCACCUUCUCCGGCCAUGCGCAUUGGGUGAACAACAUUGCGCUCAGCACGGACUAUGUGCUGCGCACGGGACCCUUUCAGCCUGCCAAGGAUCGUCAGAUGGCGCAGAUCAGCGGAGAGCCUGAGGAAUUGCGUGCUGCUGCCCUGAAGCGCUUCCAGGCUGUUUGCCCGGAUGAAGUGGAGUCCCUGGUGUCCUGCUCCGACGACAACACCUUGUACUUGUGGCGCAACAAUCAGAACCAAUGCGUCAACCGUUUGACUGGCCAUCAGAAUGUGGUGAACGAUGUCAAGUAUUCGCCCGAUGUUAAGCUCAUUGCCUCCGCAUCCUUUGACAAAUCCGUGCGCCUCUGGCGUGCCCACGAUGGUCAGUUCAUAGCCACAUUCCGCGGUCAUGUGCAGGCUGUCUAUACGCUGGCCUGGUCGGCCGAUUCGCGUUUGAUUGUCUCCGGCAGCAAGGACUCCACGCUGAAGGUUUGGAGCGUGCAAAGCAAGAAGCUGGCGCAGGAGCUGCCUGGACAUGCGGACGAAGUGUUUGGCGUAGACUGGGCGCCCGAUGGCUCUCGUGUGGCGUCCGGCGGCAAGGACAAGGUGAUAAAGCUAUGGGCCCAUUGACGAGCAUGCUAUGUACAUAUAGAAUCGAUAUACACUUAUAUAUGUAUUUAAUUAAAGUUGGUACCCUGAA